UCCACUCUCUACCCUCAGUAAAAAAAUAAAAUCUCUCUUUCCCCAUCUUUCCCCGCAGGCCCCGUGCUCCUUCCCCAGAGAGAGAGAGAGAGAGCGAAACCCUAGCUCGCGGCUCGCCGGAUGGACCCUCAGCAGCCGGAACCGGUCAGCUACCUCUGCGGAGAUUGUGGAGCCGAGAACACGCUGAAGCCGGGCGAUGUGAUCCAGUGCCGCGAGUGCGGCUACCGCAUCCUCUACAAGAAGCGGACCCGCCGAAUUGUCCAAUAUGAAGCGCGCUGAAGAAAAGGGGGCAACAUCCUGUGCUGUUGGCGGUGCCUCAAGCAGUGUAACAGGCCGCCUGGGAGAAGGAAUGACUAGUGGUGAUUCGUAUGGUAAGUCGUGUGUACUAGGUUGUAACCGUGCACUGGACUGCACCUGGAAGCGUUGAAACACUCUGAAAUAUGGAUGGAUGUCAGACACUUCACAAGUAUUGAAAUAGCUUAUGAUUUGCUGGGAACCUAAAUACCCAAUAAGAUGGGGGGUCGUUUGCGUCUUGCU
Messenger RNA from Panicum virgatum (switchgrass), 537 nucleotides. Its product is annotated as DNA-directed RNA polymerases II, IV and V subunit 12. Gene Ontology annotation, cellular component: RNA polymerase II, core complex; RNA polymerase III complex; RNA polymerase I complex. Lineage: Eukaryota; Viridiplantae; Streptophyta; Magnoliopsida; Poales; Poaceae. The transcript has 3 exons. The record is from RefSeq and is a predicted model, not a curated record. Gene Ontology annotation, molecular function: zinc ion binding; DNA-directed RNA polymerase activity; DNA binding. Gene Ontology annotation, biological process: DNA-templated transcription. Bases 121 to 279 code for a protein of 52 amino acids.